This is a messenger RNA of Trichomonas vaginalis G3, 459 nucleotides long. RefSeq names its product cyclin-dependent kinase inhibitor 2C-related family. Gene Ontology annotation, cellular component: cytoplasm; nucleus. The transcript has a single exon. Gene Ontology annotation, molecular function: protein binding. Bases 1 to 459 code for a protein of 152 amino acids. Lineage: Eukaryota; Parabasalia; Trichomonadida; Trichomonadidae. The record is from RefSeq and is a predicted model, not a curated record.
AUGUACAACAAUCAUGAAAUACUUGAGAGUGUUAUUUCAAAAGGUGCUGAAGUUGAAAUUAAAGAUAAGGAUGGAAGAACUCCUCUACAUUAUGCAGCAGAAUUCAAUUCCACAGAAUGCGUAAAAAUUUUAAUUGAUAACAAAUGUGAUGUCAAUUGUGUUGAUGUCGAUGAUUUAACUCCUCUUCAUCUUGCAGCAAUGAGGAACUGUGCUGGAUCUGCUCAAUUAUUACUAGAAAAAGGAGCAAAAGUUAAUGCUGUUAACAAAUAUCAAAAUACACCUCUUCAUUUCGCUGCAAAGCACAAUAGAGUUGAAGUUUCAAAGAUUUUGCUAAAGAAUGGAGCAGAUCCUAAACUGAAGGCCCAAGAUGGUCUAACUCCUGCUCAAUAUGCUGAAUUAAAUGGACAUUUCGAAACAUAUCAAGUUAUAUCUGAAACAAAAACAUGCAGAAUUGCAUAA